GCCCACAAAGCCUAAAAUGCUGUCUAAGUAGACAGCUAUCUUGGGUUUUAAGACACAGCCAUUGUGACAAGCGCAAAUAAAUGCGUUAUACGCGCAUUAUUUCUGAGUGAGUGUUUUGGAUUCGUUUGAAAUCUUGCGUCUCCGGACGGAAAGGACGGAUAUAAAUUGUCGUGAAAGGACAUUAGAGAGCUGUAUAACCGGAAUAACAAAAGCCAGGAGUUUGUAGUUUGCAGUCAUGCAGAAGACAGGGACGGCCCCAUCUUCCCGGGGUCCUAGCGCACCUGGCUCGCCAGCCACCUCUAUUGUGGCAAGAAUGGACAAUCAGGUCAUUGGAUAUAAGGACUUGGCAGCCAUUCCCAAAGACAAAGCCAUACUUGAGGUAGAAAGGCCGGAUCUGAUGGUGUACGAGCCGCAUUUCAACAUCGCAGCACUGAGUCGUACGGGGCUCCCGAAAAGCAGAGAGAGAUCAAUGUCACCUCAUUCAAUCUCACCCCCUCCUUCUCCUGAGAUAUUUGCCACAAAAGAGCCGGAGCAGGGGUCUCCAGGCGGAUCUACGGGCUCUACGGUGCAGCCUCGUAAGAUAAGUCCUGCAUCCAAAGGCCCGCUGCAGCAUUUCCACAGGCCAGACAAUGGCUCAAAUAUGUAUAAGAAGCCUCCAAUUUACAAACAUGAUGCAAAUACUGGAGCAUCUCAAAGCAAACAUGACACCAUUAUCGAGUCGUCCAAAUUCCCAGCAGCUCAGCCGCCUGAUCCCAACCUGCCCUCAAAGAUAGAGACAGAGUACUGGCCGUGUCCACCUUCUUUAGCCACUAUGGAAAUUGAAUGGAGGAAGAAAGCAGCCGAGCAGGGAAAACCAAUCGAGGACGAUGACUUUGAGGACCUGACAGAAGAUGCAAAGAGACUCCAGGAGCAGGAAAUUGAGAAGAUACAGUCCAACAUGGGCAAAUUAAUCCUCAAGGAGGAGAAAGAGAAAUCAGAGCUCAUCCGUAGAAAAACACGUUCACUGCCGGAUGGGACAAACAUUCACUUGGGUUACACAUCCAGUACUACCAAAUCUGCAUCUUUACCCCCCUGCAGUCGAACAGGCCUCACAAGGCUGCAGUCGGCAGACUUUACCUCUACAGAGAAUGGAAAAGCAAAAACAGGUGUACAGAACGGUGAAUCAGAGAGUGGGCGAAUGGACCGAGGAAACUCUCUUCCUAGUAUUCUGGAGCAAAAGAUAUAUCCAUAUGAAAUGCUGAUUGUGACACACAGAGGGCGCUCUAAACUUCCACCAGGAGUUGACAGGACCAGAUUAGAGAGACACCUGUCUCCAGAGGAAUUUCAGACUUUAUUUGAAAUGACCAUCACAGAAUUCGAUCGUCUGUCACUUUGGAAACGGAAUGACCUGAAGAAAAAAGUGUCCCUUUUCUAACAUGUGGACAUUUGGACUCGGACACUCAAAACUCUCCAUACCGAGAGACCAAUAAUAUCCAUGCUAAUCUAAUACGGAUGCUAUGCAGACAUGUCAAGAUAAGCAAGUGAGAUGAUAUCACAUUACCAAAUGUUAUUUCAACCACAUUCACAACAGUAUAAGGCGUAAAUAACAAGCAGGAUGAGGAUUCUUCCCAUCAAGUCUGAAAACAUGGAUUCUCAUGGAAUUCCAUAAUGAAUAUUCCAACUCCCUCUUUACGCUUAACAUCAAUACAAUUCAAAUCUUAAAAGUGCCCAGAGAAAUUUAUAAUAUAGGCCUAUAUAUUUACACAAAGAUUUAAUUAACCAUCAUUUUUCUAUGUGGUUACUGAUAUUUCACUUCAAUGUGUAACUUAAUUUAUUGUAUCCCACACAUGUAUGGUGAUGUACAUAUAUCAUAUUGUUUUUAUUUAUUGUUAGUGUUUAUAUGUAAAAAAAGAAAGAUCACUACAUUGACAUUUCUAACAUUAGAACCAAAUGUUCUUAAAAGAACAACGUUCUAGAUCAUUCAUAAAAUAAAAUGCAUGGACACUUAGUCUAUAUUAUUUAUCAAGAGUCUGACCUAUAAACGGCAUUAUGAUCUACAAUACCUAUUCGUGCACAUAGCUACAGUGUUUUUAUCGUGAAUUAGUAUGAAAUAUCUAAGCUCAGGCUUGGUGCUAAGCUCAGGCUUUUGGUCUGCGCUUAACACUGUAGGUUGUAACUGGCUUUAAAAAAAAAACAACAAAGUUAGAAGAUCUUCGCUACACAUAAAGACACAUGCAAAUCUGUAAAGUUCGGAGGUUCGGGUUUAAACUGGAACCUGCAUAUAGGUGUUAUCAUGUAUCACACGCUUACAACAGAUACUGUCCAGCAGUCAUGGGUAUGUUCAUAGUCAUGCAUCUCACCAAAUUAUCUGUAACACUGUGCAACAAUGACAAUAAAAGCUUCAUGUUACAGUC
Paramisgurnus dabryanus is the source of this 2393-nucleotide messenger RNA. It is a transcript of the gene dmtn, whose product is annotated as dematin actin binding protein. Gene Ontology annotation, molecular function: actin filament binding. Gene Ontology annotation, biological process: cytoskeleton organization; actin filament bundle assembly; lamellipodium assembly. Gene Ontology annotation, cellular component: actin cytoskeleton; plasma membrane. The record is from RefSeq and is a predicted model, not a curated record. Lineage: Eukaryota; Metazoa; Chordata; Actinopteri; Cypriniformes; Cobitidae.